Molecule: messenger RNA, 1536 nt
Organism: Colletotrichum truncatum
Lineage: Eukaryota; Fungi; Ascomycota; Sordariomycetes; Glomerellales; Glomerellaceae
Source: RefSeq, a predicted model, not a curated record
AUGCAAAGAAUGACUAAACGGGAGUUCAACGCCCUUAUCACUGGUCUAUCUAUCGCACUUAGUAUCACUGUCGUCAAAGGGCUGAACGAUUUUGUUGCCACUUUCCGAUGGUGGAUAUUGAGUCGGCAUCACCAUUCGUUACGGAAGGUCGAUCUGAUUUUGCAGGCAGAGAGCGUCAGCCGCGUAAUAAUGCUAGCUGCAAGGACAAGCCGCUUGAAACUUCACGUCGCUGCAAGCCUGUGGCUAGGGUUGACUCUUGCAGCACAAGUGGCUCUGGCUCUCCUGGGUCUCUGUUACUCGGUUGAGGAGCAAACUUCAGUAGCUCUCGUCGUUACGGCGGGUAAGGUUAUGAUACCAGAUAUGUCUAGCAUUGAGACAACAAGAAUCGUUAGGAGUGGUCCUGAUUCCGUUGAGGCUCAGGAAUAUACUGCGAACACCUAUGGACAGGUAUCUCUCGCCUUCAACACAAGUACGCGUGAUCAAGUCCCGAAUCCUGGGACGUUGUGGACAGCAUCCGACCCACUCAUGUUCUGCGAUGAACAUCUCUGCGAGUACAUAUUCCACGAGAAGUCUGUUGACGGCGCCAAUAAAAACGAAAGUGACGAUGAUGAUGACGACGAUGAUGGACAUUCAAAGACGCUGGUAGUAACUACCAAUCGAAGCAUUUUGUCUGCAGCACUUUGUGACAGCUGGCGCGUGUUGGAUGGUGCCAAUGGGAAUGAUACACGCAUCACUUUGGAUACCAAACCGGGCAGUGCUUCCAACGUCAAGGAAGUAGCCAUUCCCGUGCGAGGCGGAGUCAACCAGACGACUUAUAUGACCGACAACACCGAGAACUGCGGAUCUGGCUGUAGAAUUGUCACCGCCUUCGAGGUGGCAGAUACAGCAUCAUGGUAUUACAGCUGCAACGUAACCGUCAGCGCGGUAGGUAAUGUCACAUUGCCCGAACACGAAGUUUCCGAGAGCCUUAGGUCAAUGGCUGCCGCGUCAAUCGCUCUACAAGGAAGUGCGGUAUUAUCUCUCGACGACGACAACCUGCAAUAUCAAAUUUACCCCUCCGAGUCUGUCUUCGGUCUACCCACUAAGGGAUUUAAUUCCUCGAUGGCAAUGACCAUGGCGCGAUUUGCCAUUGGAACUCUUGCAGUCACCGCACAUUCCAACGACCCUAUGAUUGUCGACGGCUUUCCUCCUGUGCAAGGCUCUCAUGUUGUGGUGGAUCAUUGGGACUAUGCUAGCCUUAUAUUGAUGUCGGUCGUGCUGGCGCAGCUGAUAUUAGGGCUUGCAACAGCCAUCAUCGCUAGCCGCGUCGUAAUACCGGAGGGAGGGCCGAUCGCCAUGGCACAAGUUCUACGACUUGUUGCGGAUCGUGUUCAAGAUAUCGAUGAGAACAACUCAGUGGUUGAAGGGAAGGACGGAAAGCAAACGGGUCUUUGGAUAUAUAGGGCUGUUAAAACGGCAGAUAGGGGCAUUUAUGAUCUUUUUAUGGAAGAAAAGGCCACUGAGCAGAGCGACGCGGAAGGGAUAGAGAUGUUCUAG